AUGUCGUCGAAAGAGCCACGACCGAAAGAGAAAGACAAGUCCAAGGUGCACAAGCUCUCGCUCAAGGGCAGCUCCAGACUGGUCGCCGAGUUUACUUCACCGCGUAUGUGUGCCAACUUUGCUACCACGACUCCUCCGUCAACGCGAGAGUACAACCAUGCUAAUUUCCGCGCCCGCGUCUCCAGCGUCAAGAAAUAUGGCCUCAACAUGCUCGUCUCGGCCGACGACCAAGUCAAGGCAUACAUCAAGAAAAUCAUGAGCCAGCUCGAUAAAUGGAUGGUGGGCGGCAAAAUAUCCAAGCUCGUCAUCGUCAUUACCGACAAGGACACGGGAGAGCAUGUCGAGCGUUGGCAAUUCGAUGUUCAAAUCUCACAACCGGCGGCAAAGUCCAAGCCGAAAGCACCCCCCCAACCCACCGACCAGGAAAACGUUGCGCCGGCAGCCGCUGCGGCUGCGCCAGAAAAGACAGAAGCCGAGAUUCAAGCCGAAAUCGCCGCCAUUUUCCGCCAGAUUACGGCCUCUGUCACUUUCCUGCCACAACUCAGCGGCGACUGCACGUUUAAUGUACUCGUCUAUGCCGAUGCGGACAGCGACGUUCCCGUGGAAUGGGGCGAUUCGGAUGCCAAGGAGAUUGCCAACGGCGAACAUGUCCAGCUCCGGGGGUUUAGUACGGCAAAUCAUCGUGUAGAUACCCUCGUCAGCUACAGGUUGGGAGACUAG
Molecule: messenger RNA, 720 nt
Organism: Metarhizium brunneum ARSEF 3297
Lineage: Eukaryota; Fungi; Ascomycota; Sordariomycetes; Hypocreales; Clavicipitaceae
Source: RefSeq, a predicted model, not a curated record